Messenger RNA from Morus notabilis, 1179 nucleotides. Its product is annotated as ribonuclease P protein subunit p25-like protein. Gene Ontology annotation, molecular function: RNA binding. NCBI's taxonomy places the organism in Eukaryota, Viridiplantae, Streptophyta, Magnoliopsida, Rosales, Moraceae. The transcript is spliced from 8 exons. The coding region runs from base 98 to 880 and encodes 260 amino acids. The record is from RefSeq and is a predicted model, not a curated record.
AUCUAUCUCUCUCGUUUUUUUUCGCUAGGGUUUUAGGGUUUUCUGAGAGUAGCAGCAUUUGAACUCUGCGAAUAAUUUCCCAAAUCGAAGAAAUCCCAUGGAUAGAUACCAGAGGGUUGAGAAGCCCAAGCCUGAAUCGCCCAUCAACGAGAACGAAAUCCGAAUCACCACUCAAGGCGUUAUUAGAAACUAUAUCAGCUAUGCCACUACUCUUCUCCAGGAAAAGCGUGCAAGAGACAUCGUUUUGAAAGCAAUGGGACAGGCAAUCAGCAAGACUGUGGCCAUUGCGGAGAUUAUAAAGAAGAGAAUCCCUAGGUUGCAUCAAGAAACUGCUAUCAGCUCAGUAAGCAUAACUGAUGUAUGGGAACCCAUUGAAGAGGGUCUUGUUCCUGUGGAGAUGACUCGCCAUGUCUCAAUGAUUUCAAUUACGCUAUCAACCAAAGAGCUUGACAAAACCUCUCCUGGGUACCAAGCUCCUUAUCAAAUGGACCAAUCGAGACCACAGCCCAACUAUCAGCAGCAGAUACAACAGCCUAAACAAGCUCGUGCUCCGUACAAUGCCAUAAACGAAGAUUCUUAUAACCGUGGUCGGGGACGUGGCAGAGGCCGUGGGAGGGGUUGGAAUAGGGGUGGGUAUGGCAACUACCAGGGUGGGUAUGGAAAUUACCAAGGAGGAUAUGGAAACUAUCAAGGUGGUUAUGGGAACUAUCAAGAUAAUGGUGGAUAUUCAAAUCGGGGCAGAGGCGGAAGAGGCAGAGGUUGGGGCUAUCGUGGUACAGGAACAGGAUAUGAAAGAGGCAGAGGUGGAGGGGGCAGAGGAUAUGGGCGUGGCCGAGGACGGAUGGGUGGCCGAUCGAGGGGUGGUGGCAACCAGGCGUAAAUCAGCAGUUGGUGUUAUUUUUGCUUUAGCUAAAUGCUUGCCUGUGGGGUGAAUUUUUAUCCAGAAUACUGUUUUAAUAGCGUGAAAUGUGGCUUCCGAAAAAGCAGUUUCUACUUCAAUGUUUUUGGUCUUGCGUUAUAUGAAUGUGGGCAAGGUUGUUUUAGCGAAAAGUGCAAAAUAGUCGGUUUUAAUGCUGUAAUUCAUUUCACCUUUAUUGCUGCCGAUUGUUGUAUUUAGAUUUUUGUAAUCACAUAUCUUUAUUCCUUUCAAAAGCAAAUCAUGGGUACGGCUUUUUUUUU